UCAACACCCAAGCUACCUCAUUAAUUUGCAUUUACCCUGCGAGUCGACGACAUAGUGUGAAGCCGUUUCGUGAUAGACUGAGCUUCAGCUAUCUUCGGCGGGCAUAUCUACAGCUUUAUUCAACUUCCACAUCGAAUAAUCUCUUGAUCGGGCAAACACUAGGCCGUCCUCGUAGGAGUCGAAGCUGAGCGCCAUGGCCGAAGAUCCAGCGGCGCCGACUCUCAACCUCACGCCCGAAGAGAAGCGAGUGUUCGGCCAACUAUUUCGACAGGCAGACACAGAGGGCCUUGGAGUUGUGACUGGAGAGGUUGCCGUCAAGUUCUUUGAGAAGACUAGACUUGAACCUCGUGUCUUGGGAGAGAUAUGGCAAAUCGCAGAUACAGAGAAUCGGGGCUUGCUCACGCCUGCAGGCUUUGGGAUUGUCCUGCGGUUGAUCGGACAUUAUCAAGCUGGGCGGGAACCUACCCCCGAGCUGGCCCUCCGUCCUGGUCCUCUUCCCAAGUUCGACACAAGUGCAGGAAUCAGCCCUACGGUUCAACCUCCUCCCGGUCCCCCGCCAAAUGCUCUGCAACCGCAACCAAGCGGAUCCGGACCCAUACGAGUUCCUGCUUUGACUCCAGACAAAGCGGGCCAAUAUGCGGCGCUAUUUGAGAAGUCAGGAGCGCAAGGGGGAGUGCUCCCGGGAGAGCAAGCAAAACAGAUAUUCGAACGUGCAGGGCUGCCAAAUGAAAUCCUGGGAAGGAUCUGGAACCUUGCGGAUACCGAACAACGCGGAGCUCUACAGGUGAACGAGUUCGUGAUAGCUAUGCACUUGCUAGCAUCUUUCAAAUCGGGGGCUCUCCGGGGUUUACCAAACGUUCUCCCCGCUGGUCUCUAUGAAGCAGCGGCUCGACGGCCUGGAAGUCGCCAGCCCUCAGGUGGUAUGCCAGCUAUUCCAAGGCAAUUCAGCGGUGCCGCCGGUGCUGGGCGUGCGGGUAGCCCUCUCGGCCGCUCAGCAUACACAGCUCCUCCGCAGUACCCUCAACCCACAGGUUUUGCCAGCGACUGGGCGAUUACUCCUGCGGACAAGGCUAAAUUUGAUGGAAUUUACAAUACUCUGGACAAGACCAACAGAGGGUUUAUUACAGGAGAUGAAGCUGUGCCAUUUUUCAGCGAAUCAAAACUUCCUGAAGAGGCUCUAGCACAGAUAUGGGAUCUUGCGGACAUUAAUUCAGCUGGUCGUUUAUCCAGGGAUGAAUUUGCAGUCGCUAUGUACCUUAUUCGACAACAGCGAGGCAAACGAGAUGGACGCGAAUCUCUACCAGCCACGCUCCCUCCUAAUCUAGUUCCACCAAGCAUGCGCAACCAAGUCAGACCUGCUCCUCUGACGACGGCACCAGCAUUCGAGAACCCUGCACCAACUUUACCCAAGUCGGCGGCUGAGGAUUUAUUUGGUCUUGACGCUCUAUCUUCGCCUCCUGCUCCAGCACAGGCACCUCAAUCAACAGGAGGCUCGAAUUCUUUUGCCAACCCAAUCGCCCCUAGCUCACCAAAUCACGGCUCUCCACCACCAUCCACCGUCUUCAAACCAUUCACCCCUUCUUCGUCAUUUGGGCAAACCUUAAGCCAUACUGUAACUGGAGGCUCUAACAACUCUGGUCUAUCUCACCAAAGAAGCUUCCAGCAGCAGCCAUCCGCUACGGAAGAUUUGCUGGGUGAUAAUGACCCAGAAAUUAGCAAGAAACUGACAGACGAAACUACCGAACUUGCGAAUCUGUCAAAUCAGGUUGGGAACUUAUCAAAACAGAUGCAGGAUGUCCAGGCACAGCGAGUUACGUCUCAAAAUGAACUUACCCAGGCAGGCUCCCAGAAACGUGAAUUUGAGACGCGGUUAGCUCAACUUCGUACUCUGUAUGAGCAGGAAGUGAAAGAUGUCAAAAGCUUGGAAGAACGACUUACGGCCUCUCGGAAUGAGACAAAGAAGCUCCAGACUGAAAUUGCUAUGAUUGAGGGGACAUAUCAGGACCUUCAAAAUCAGCACCGUCAAACUGCCGCUGCAUUGCAAGCAGACCAGCAGGAGAAUGAAUCUCUCAAGGAGCGAAUGCGAGCAGUUAAUGCUGAAAUCGCACAGUUGAAGCCUGCAUUAGAGAAGCUGAGGUCAGAUGCUCGUCAGCAGAAGGGCCUGGUUGCAAUUAACAAAAAGCAGCUAGCAACCAAUGAAAGCGAGAGGGAGAAAUUGAAGGCGGAGGCAGAAGAGCUCAAUAAGAGCAUCGAAGAAGACACAAAGACACUUGCAGCGGCAGCGGCAGCCAAAACUCCAAGCCCUCCCCCUGUCGCAAGCCCUGCACCUUCAACUAUGAGCGCGAACAACCCUUUCUUCCGCCGUCAAGGCAGCACUUCGGAAACUUCAACAUUUUCAGCCUCGCCCGCUGCAACUCAGCAGGACCGAUCAUUUGAUAACGUUUUUGGUCCCUCUUUUGGUGCUGCUGCCGCUUCUAAUGGAGGCCCCCCACCAACAACAUUCCGACAGGAUAGCGAAACUCGAUCCCCAACUGGUACAUUGACCUCAACUCUCCCAGUUCGUUCAGCAUCUGGUAGCGGGAGUGGCGUACCUUCACCAUCGGCCUCUCCAAGAACCACCAACCGAGAGAUUCCUCAAGCCUCUGACCCACCGCCUCCACCAGAAUCGAGGCAAAUAAGUUCAAGUUUCUUGCCUUUCCCUUCAGAACACGAUGAAUCUCUCAGUUCAUCUAGGCAAGUCUCCGCGCCUAAUAGUAGGUUUGGAGAAGGAUUUUCCAGUUCCGAUACCCCAACGAACUACACCGGCACAACACCCGCAGGUUCUUCUCCAGCAGGAGGUCAAUCCGACACCACUAGAGCAAUUUCUCCUGGAGUUGACCGCAAGUCAAAUGCCUCGCCCGCCGCUAAUGAGCCGGGAAGGGACCCGAUACCGGGGGCCUUCCCUGGAGAAGGUUCCGACAUUGUUGCGACACCUACUGGUGGUAGCACUCUAAGUGAACAGGCUGCAGCCGAUCCAUUCAGCAGAGAGCCAACACGUUCUGCAACCGCCAAAGAUGACUUCGAUGCUGCCUUCGCUGGGUUUGGAAACUCCAAGUCGCAAGAGCGCUCAAAUACUGGAAUUUCUUCUAAUGAAGGUUCGGUUGCCGCAGCAUCUUCGGGCCUGAACCAGGAAUUCCCACCCAUAGCAGAGUUGGAUCAUGAUGAUGACAGUGACAGUGCCAGUGAGCGUGGAGGGUUUGAUGAUGAUUUCGCGCCUCCAUCUCCAGAGCAUAGCAGAAAGGCUAGUUCUGGAAUGCAACCAGCGAGCACUAAUAGAGAUGGCGCGGGGGAUGUUCUUGGGCCAAGUCUAGCACAGACAUCGUCUGCUAGGAGCAUUGGUGCCAAUCCGCCUUCAGCCGGUGCUCAAGCGUCACCACCGUCGUACGACAAGGCCGUGACUCCGGGCGAACAGGCAUAUUCAGACGUGCAACAGUUUGCUGGUCUUCUCCCGAAGCGUGAAGAUCCUACACCGUCGUCACCUCCAGUGACCUCUACGGAGAACGCUUCUGGAAUAUCCCAGUCUAUAGGGGGACAGACUCAGUUUGGAGGUGCGCAAAUCACAUCGCAGCCAGUCCCUCCUGCAAAGGCGCCUGCCGAUGAUGAUUUUGAUGAUUUUGAUGAUCUAGAAGAUGCCAAAGAAGGAGACGCAGAUGAUGAUUUCGCGAACAUCUCCGUCGACAGAUCUGGUCUGGAUGAUUUCAAUCCAAUGUUCGACAGCCCUCCUCCUCCUCCGAAAGGCCCUGAACACUCCUCUCACGGCACCUCUGGCUUUGGGGUAGGCAGUGCCUUUGGAGACUUCACCCAAUCACCAACCCAAUCAGCGCAACAGACAGUUGCAAACACAAACACUGUUCAUGAAAACCAUGAUUGGGAUGCGAUUUUUGCGGGUCUUGAUGGACCUGCCCCAGCGGUCACCUCCCAACCUGAGCCUCCCAAGCCCGUAGGCAAUGGUACCGCUACCACUGGGACGGCGAAGGAGAGACCACAAAUUGGCAGGGCCCUCACAGAGUCUGGGGUCCAUGAUGACCCUAUCUUGAAAAAUUUGACCGGAAUGGGAUAUGCCAGGAAUGACGCCUUGGCUGCUCUGGAGAAGUAUGACUAUAACUUGGAAAGGGCUGCGAAUUACCUUGCCAGCCAGUCGUGAGCGGGGAGGAGAAGGGAGGUUUCGAGGGCGGUUAAUUUCGAGAUCGUGCAUAGUCCAAUGUCAGUCAAUAAUGUAUUUUAUGACAGCGUUCAGCCAGUAAAUGUUCACUCGUUUUUCUGCGUUGCCAGUUUCUCCGGGCGGUUUGAACUCGGUGCGUUAUGCUUUGAGAGAGGUUACAGUAACACUGUCGAAGUAAAAGCGGUGGCUUCUCAGUGAUCACCAACUACAACGUACAAGGUGCUAUGGAAAUGCGGAGGUCUUGAAUCCACAGCAUGCCGUCUCAGACACGCAUGCAAUCUAUGCUGUAUUCGUAGCUCCAUGAAUCUGCGGUUAGCCUAUUGAUCCCUGAAUUAAUAAGAGAG
Messenger RNA from Amorphotheca resinae ATCC 22711, 4545 nucleotides. RefSeq lists its product as hypothetical. Lineage: Eukaryota; Fungi; Ascomycota; Leotiomycetes; Helotiales; Amorphothecaceae. The coding region runs from base 194 to 4183 and encodes 1329 amino acids. Gene Ontology annotation, molecular function: protein binding; calcium ion binding. The transcript is spliced from 4 exons. Gene Ontology annotation, cellular component: plasma membrane; cytoplasm. Gene Ontology annotation, biological process: endocytosis; endosomal transport. The record is from RefSeq and is a predicted model, not a curated record.